GGAGAAGCAGGACACCCAGGAGACCCAGGACUUCCUGGAGUAAUGGGAUUUCCUGGAAGCGAAGGUCACCUAGGGUCACCAGGAGAAACGGGUAACCCGGGAAAUGCAGGCAGUCGAGGAAUGAAGGGCUCUCGGGGGCUUCCUGGAAUACCAGGUUUUCCAGGACCUCCAGGUCUCCCAGGGAUUCCUGGGCAUGAAGGGCCAAUGGGUCGACCCGGACUCCCAGGAUGCAACGGGACAAAAGGGGAGGCCGGCUACCGAGGGGUUCCUGGACCUUCAGGACCGCCGGGACCACGAGGGCCCCCAGGGCCACAAGGCAUGAAGGGAGACUCGGUCGUGAUUCCCUACAGGCAGGAAAUAAAAGGAGCAGCGGGACAACAAGGGCCAACCGGCAGAGAGGGGCAAAGUGGAUAUAGAGGACAGCCGGGCGAACCAGGACGGAUCGGGGCCCCUGGACUUCCUGGAAGACGAGGACCUGCAGGAAUCCAAGGAGAAAAGGGACAGGAAGGUUCCAGUCCGACGAGUCCCGGUCCGCAGGGCAGGAAGGGCGAUCGCGGCCCUCCGGGGAUCCCCGGGAAGCAAGGCAUCAAACUCUACGCUGAAGGACCCAAAGAGCUGAAGGGCGAACCGGGUGAAGCGGGGCUGAAAGGUCUCCCCGGUCUUGCUGGGGAGCCGGGGAGCCCGCGGGCGAAAGGAGAGAAGGGCGACAGAGGAGAACCCGGCUCACUGGGAAAACCAGGGAAGACGGGAUUACCGGGAGAACUGGGACAACCGGGCGACCCCGGAGACUUCGGCUUCAUCGGCCCGCCCGGUGUCGACGGCGCCGCGGGAGAAAAAGGCAACCGAGGGCCUCCAGGUCCCCCAGGAGAGACCGUCUUUAAUCACAAAUUGGUGAAGGGCCAACGAGGUUUCCCCGGGCCCCUGGGACCUGCCGGGGUCCCCGGGAUUCAAGGUCUGAUUGGGUUCCCAGGACUGAAGGGCGAGUCAGGCGAGGCCUCCAAUGGACCGCCAGGUUCUCGUGGUCCAACUGGCUCAGAUGGUCCCAAAGGGGAACCAGGACCGCCAGGCCUGGUAGUUACCGGACCGCCAGGAUUGACCGGACCCCCAGGACCUCUUGGACUUCAGGGAGAGCCAGGAGAGCCUGGAAUACCAAACGUGGACAUCGUAGGACGGGGUCUUCCCGGUAUGAAAGGUUCAAAAGGCUCUCAAGGCCCUCCGGGGGACACAGGGAUGGUUGGGGAAAAGGGUCAGAAAGGGGAGGUUUGUACAGACCGCUGUUUUCAGCCUUGCCGUCCUGGACCUCAGGGACCACCAGGGGUGCCAGGUCAGAACGGGUUGCCAGGUGCAGCUGGGUCUCCAGGACCAGCAGGUAAUAAAGGCUUCAAAGGAGCCGCAGGCCCACCUGGAGCACAGGGGCCCCAGGGGUUCCCGGGGCCCCCGGGUUCCCCAGGGCCUCCCGGCGAGCCGGGCUUAAACCCCACGCCGGGGCAGAAGGGGGAGGCCGGGGACCGGGGCGGUGCGGGGCCCCAGGGAGAGGCGGGGCAGGACGGGUUCCCAGGACCGCCGGGUCCCAAAGGCGAAACGGGAGAGAAAGGAAACCCGGGGCGUCAAGGGUCAAAAGGUGACCGGGGCCCGCUUGGCCCCCCUGGUGCCAGAGGAGCGACGGGGCCACCGGGCCCACCGGGUCGCAACCAUGUGGGUCGUCCGGGACCGACGGGGCCCAAAGGAGCCAAUGGCUACAUGGGAGAUCGUGGAGCACCGGGGCCUAGAGGAGAGAAAGGCUCUAAGGGGAACAUCCAGAACAUUCCAGGAGAUCCGGGACCGAAAGGCUGCAGAGGACGGCCGGGGGAACCCGGACGUGAAGGUGAGACCGGACUUCGGGGUUUUCCAGGACGGCCUGGUCCAAAAGGUCAAAAGGGCUGUGACGGUUCCUCUCAAAAGGGUAACCGGGGCAACAUGGGGUCAAAAGGAGACAAGGGGUCCAGAGGAGAGCCAGGGUUCCCCUGUUAUGGCAUGAAGGGGCGAGCGGGGCCGCCCGGACCCCCGGGGCCCAUUGGCCCAAAGGGGAACAGAGGCUUUGGGCGGCCAGGUGAGGCGGGUAAACUAGGCCCUCCGGGGCAGGAUGCCUGUGACGGACCUCCAGGCGAUCCAGGACCGCCGGGACGGCCGGGAGUUCAGGGACCUGCAGGACAAGAUGGCCGCCCGGGGCCCAAAGGUCACCGUGGCGUUGAUGGGGAAGCCGGCUCCACGGGUCCGCCUGGGCCCUGUGUCCCCGGACCUCCAGGACCUCCAGGACCGCGAGGUCUGGCGGGUCCAAUUGGACCCACAGGAGCGAAGGGGCCGCCGGGUCUGAAGGGAGAUCCUGGGACCCACUGCGCCAGAGUCCCCGGGCCCAGAGGGCCCCCAGGGCCACCGGGACCUGAUGGAGGCCCAGGGCCGGCUGGGGAGGUGGGACCCAAAGGCUGGAGAGGGAAUCCGGGAGACCCUGGGGGCCCAGGGCUAAGAGGAGACAUGGGUGUCCCAGGGCCGAUGGGGCGUCCCGGAAAUGACGGACCGCCUGGGACCUGCGGGGAUCCGGGACCAAAAGGUCAGAAGGGUCAAGAUGGUUCAAGAGGUUCUGAGGGACCUCCAGGAGAGCCAGGGGACAAAGGGGAAACUGGACCAAAAGGGUUCCCAACAGUCAUUAGCACAACGGGGGAUCCCGGAGACCCUGGACUUCCAGGACCCAGAGGUCUCACUGGGGAACAAGGAGAAGGAGGCCCCCCAGGGAACCGAGGGCCAAGGGGCAUGGAUGGAAAACCUGGAGGGCCGGGGCCGCCAGGACGUCCUGGAGAUCCAGGUAGAGAUGGAGAGAGAGGUCCUUGUGGUUACACUGGACCCCCCGGGGACAAGGGACGCACUGGCAGACCAGGUGAUCCAGGUGAAAAAGGUGCAAAGGGAACCAAUGGGGUCCCUGGUUCAGAUGGAGGGCCAGGGAACCCCGGAGAUAAGGGACUUAAAGGAGAAGCAGGUUUUGGACGGGGAGGUAAAGGCUGUAAAGGAAUGAAGGGGAUUCCUGGACCUCCAGGACCUUCAGGUCCAAAAGGAGCAGGAGGACCAGCUGGAGUCCCUGGCCCUCCGGGGCCCUCCGGUCCUUGUGGACCUGUGGGACCCAAAGGGCCGCCUGGAUCCAAAGGUUCUCCUGGUAGAGCCGGGGAGAAAGGUUUGGACGGCCCUCCUGGGAACUGUGGCCCUCCAGGGCCUCCUGGAAGUCCAGGAUGCCAGGGGUCUCCUGGAGCGCCUGGUCCACCAGGACCCAAAGGAAACCAGGGCCGGGACGGGAUCCCCGGGCCUGACGGAGAGAAAGGAGAUAUGGGCUCAUGUCUACCUGGACCUAAUGGGCCGGCAGGAGAAAGAGGUCCCCCUGGAUGUGUGGGGGACAGGGGCCCGCCGGGAUGCUGUGGGCCUCCUGGACCCCCUGGGCCUGAAGGAGACCCGGGUUACAAAGGUGCUGUGGGCCCCCCAGGGCCUCCUGGUAGUGCUGGGAAGAAAGGGGGCGAGUGCAUCGAUGGGACGAAGGGAUAUAGAGGAUUUCCUGGACCUAAAGGACCGAAAGGCCCUAAGGGUCCGCCCGGUCCGCCUGGUCCGCCAGGCCCUGGUUACAAAGGCCAUAAAGGCAUUAAAGGAGAACUGGGUCCCCCAGGACCUCCGGGACCAACCGGUGACCCCGGUCCUUGUGGACCUCCUGGUCCUUGCGGGCCGCCUGGAUAUCCUGGAGAGAAAGGCUGCAGAGGACCGAUUGGACCAAAAGGUCAAAUCGGUAUGGAAGGGGAGAAAGGACCGCCAGGUAACCCCGGCCCAGAUGGACCACCAGGACGAACCGGGAACCCAGGACCAAAUGGGAAGGACUCAUAUUUUUCUGUGUGGUCGGAACCAGGAGACCCAGGUGAAGAAGGAGCUCUAAGCCAAGUGGGAGGAAUCGGAUCCCCGGGUUUCCCUGGACUGAGGGGAGCUGAUGGUUCAAAAGGCUCACUUGGAGCACCGGGUUGGACGGGAAUACCUGGGCGUGAUGGACUGAGAGGAGAGGAUGGAGAGAGAGGACGAAUCGGUCGGAAAGGUGCGAACGGAGAGCGUGGCAGACCGGGAGCCAAGGGUCCUCCAGGUGAGCCAGGUGAGCCAGGCAGCGGCUCGCCGCCCCGGAGGAACGGCUUCCUGUUCAGCAGACACAGCCAGGACAGCGCCGCCCCGGCCUGCCCGGCCCAGUCCACGCUCAUAUUCAGAGGAUACUCGCUGCUCUUCAUCAACGGCUACAGCCGCGCUCACGGACAGGACCUGGGAACGGUCGGCAGCUGCCUGCAGCGUUUCAGCACCGCUCCCUUCCUGAUCUGUGAGGUUGGAGAGGAAUGUCGAUACGCUGAGAGGAACGACUAUUCCUACUGGCUGUCCAACAUCAGGAGCCCGCCAAACCAGACCAGCCCAGAGGCGGCGCUGGAGUCCAAGAUCAGCAAGUGUUCGGUGUGUGAGUCUGAAGCCAACGUGAUCGCCAUCCACAGCCAGACCAGCGCCGUCCCGCCCUGCCCUGCGGACUGGCAGUCGCUCUGGACCGGAUUCUCCUUUGUGAUGGAGACGGGUGUAGGCGCCGAGGGCUCGGGGCAGCCUCUGGUUUCUCCCGGAUCCUGCCUGGAAAACUUCCAAGGAAUGCCGUUCAUGGAGUGCAGCGGCAGCUCAGGAACCUGCAAGUACGACAACAGCCUGUACAGCUACUGGCUGGCUGCUCUGGACCCUGACAACAUGUUCAGGAGGCCCAGCAGCUGGAUCCUUCCAGGGAACAACCCAGACAACAUCAGCCGCUGCAGAGUCUGCAUGAAGAUCAUGCAGAUGUGACCUUUGACCUCUGACCUCUGAGGGUCAGAGGACAGGUCGGUCCAACAGCACAUCUGUCCCCCAGUACUCCUGUCCUCUGAGGCAGUCAGACAUGAGCAGAACCAGAACCGGUUAUGGCGCCGCUGCGGUGACGUUUGGUUCUGAGCAGGAAGACGUCGCGUUGCCAGGUUGGUGAAGAGCCGCAGCCGGUUCACAAACUCCUCCUGUUGGGUUUGUGUCAUGUUUCUUAUCAGCAACCUAACCUGAGAAAACUUCAGGAUGAGAGUUUAGUUUAUGAAGAGGCAGCAGAGAGCGGCCUGAAGCUAACCGCAUCAGCCAAUCAGAGACCAGCCUGAAGCUAACCGCAUCAGCCAAUCAGAGGCCAGCUGGUCUCUGCUGCAGCACCAAGCUAGCCUAAAGUCACAAACUGGUUGAACAUUUUGGGACCUCCUGGUUGAUAGAAAGUCCAGGUCCAGGCCCAGAGCAUCAUACUGCCACCACCAUGUCUGGCUGUUUUCUGUGAGAUUUGCUGCUGUUUUGGUGUUUUUAUGGAACUUUUUCCAGACUAAAGCUACA
This is a messenger RNA of Poecilia latipinna (sailfin molly), 5418 nucleotides long. RefSeq names its product collagen, type IV, alpha 3 (gene col4a3). The record is from RefSeq and is a predicted model, not a curated record. The transcript is spliced from 50 exons. Gene Ontology annotation, cellular component: collagen trimer. The annotation marks the transcript as partial. Gene Ontology annotation, molecular function: extracellular matrix structural constituent conferring tensile strength. Gene Ontology annotation, biological process: glomerular basement membrane development. Lineage: Eukaryota; Metazoa; Chordata; Actinopteri; Cyprinodontiformes; Poeciliidae.